AAUGCGGCAGGCGAAGAAGAGACGGAAGUCAAACGUUUGUUGUACGGAACACACGACGAGCACGCUGCUGUAGUCAGAUGAGACGAUUUAAUCUCGUUUUGAAGGUCCAGACAUGACUGACUUUGAGCUCAGUGGCAGAUGGCAUCAUCACCCCUCAGGAUGGUCUCAGGCUUCACAAUGAGUGGUGGAAGCUUUGGUAUAAGUGGUCCGGCCCCUGCCUGGGCGGGGUAUUUGGGAAAAUCCCAGGACGGUCCAGGGCUGGCAGAGACAUGCCCCUGGUGCGAGGCGAAGGGACAGGUUGUCACUCUCCGCAGUUAUGCCAUCAACCACAAGGAGAGCAUCAGGCUCUGUCCAAGCCCUAUGUGUAUUUUCCCUCUGGUGAGUAGACCACUGGAGGCUGUGUUGUCCAGCCUCUCCUCCACACCUGUACCCGACCAACCCGACCAAACCCCAGCCGCCCCGGACAGCCCAGACCUCGUGCCUCCCUCGGCCAAGCGUGCCAGAACCGAAGAGCCUCCUGCCAAAGCCUGCUCCGUACACCCAAAUGGUGCCACACUGCCCGACCCGUCCACUCAGAACGGCGACUGCCUUCAUGCCACGGCUGAGAAUGAGGGCCUCUCCUCGGACAGGGACGGAGACGGUAGCGUCUGCGAGGAUGACGACAGCAGCGGAAUGGUGUGUGCGCCACCUGAGGAGGUGAGCGCGCCAGCGGUGGGCACGCCAGCGACCGGGGCCGCUCACAAACUCGACGCGCGUGCGUCCGCCUCGGCGGAACGUUCCGAGGUUCUUUCCGUGGAGGAUCCUGCAUCCGUGGAGGAAAAGAGCGGGAGUAAUCUGAGUUGGCUGAACUCGCUGCUGGUGGCUCUAGCUCAGUGUAAGACUCUGAGGCUGUCGUUGUUGUCGUCGUCGUCGUCGUCGUCGUUGUCAUCCAGUCGGCACGGCGACUGCUCCCAGGGGAGGAAGAGGAAGAAUGUCACUCCGGAUGUGUCACCUGUCUGGGAUUUGUGCGCACGUUACGAGCGCGCCUCCUCACUGCGCCAGUCUAAUCGCCAGAUGGAGGAAGGAAUUGACGCUCUUCAAGAAGGAGAGAAAAAGUUGGCUGAUCUCAGAUCAUCUGUUUUGCAGCUGCUGCAACAUCCCCUUCGGCGCAAACUAGAACUCAUACGGCGGACAGUGGAGACGCCCGCCCUGGCCCUUCCUGCCCUCCUUGAGCUGGACAGCGAUGCCAAAGAGCUCUUCCAGCACUCGGUCCGGUGGGAAAGCGACUGUCAGGCCUGUGGAUGCAGCUCCAGCAGCAGCUGUACCAGUACUGUAACAGCCUACACAGAGCUGGUGUCUGACUUGCAUCCACUGAGCGCUCCGGUCCAGAUUACAUGCAGCCGUUGUCAGAGCAACAACCAGAAGAAGAAGAUCCUGCAGGAACGGUUUCCCUCAGUGUUUGCUCUGCACUUCGUUAACGGUGUUCCCCAUAAUGAUGUCACCGCGUGCUCGUUUGGCUACGCGGACGCACAGUACGCUGUGACGGUGGUGAUCCAGCAUAAGGAGAGCGAGAACCUCUUCAUCUCCUGGUCUCGCCAGUCGGAUGGGUCUUGGACAGCAUAUAACGACUUUACAGAUCCAAGAGGCAAAUCUCACUCAAAGCUGGACAUCCCUGAAAAAGAAAUCCACAUGAUUUUCUGGGAGGUUAAAUCGGAAGACUCGCAUCAAACCACUACAUGCACCCCAAUGGAUACCCCUUCAUCGACAGACUCCAAACCAGAGGAGGAAGACGGCGUAGAAGUCGUCCCGCCAGAAGACGUGUCUUUCGUGUCCAAUACAUGCACACCAGUGGAUAUCCCCCCUUCAUCGACAGACUCCAAACCAGAGGAGGAAGUCGGCGUAGAAGUCGUCCCGCCAGAAGACGUGUCUUUCGUGUCCAAUACAUGCACCCCAGUGGAUAUCCCCCUUCAUCGACAGACUCCAAACCAGAGGAGGAAGUCGGCGUAGAAGUC
Molecule: messenger RNA, 1991 nt
Organism: Clupea harengus (Atlantic herring)
Lineage: Eukaryota; Metazoa; Chordata; Actinopteri; Clupeiformes; Clupeidae
Biological process (GO): Cajal body organization; protein desumoylation
Cellular component (GO): Cajal body
Molecular function (GO): SUMO binding
Source: RefSeq, a predicted model, not a curated record